AUUGUGCAUCAGAAAACGAAUAUUUAUGUUUAAUUAAAAUAUUGUUGUUCAAAAAAUCAAACAAAAAAAUAAGCCAUUACAAGUAUUUACAGUUCCCAAUACAUUCUGUUUGAAAACGAAAUUCUCAUUUCACAUGAGUGAAAUAAGUUGACUUAAACAUCCACAACUAGCGUCAAUUAGUCACCGAGAAAGCGCAGUUACAGUGCGUUUCCGUUGCUGUAUCGCCGCCAUGACUUCCAGACGUUGUGGUUUAAUACGCCGCCUUCUCUUCAUAAUUAUUGGAAUACUUUUUAUAAUAGCUGGAGUAUUGUUAUAUAUAAAUUGGAUAGACAUAUUUACGCGAAUGCGGGGAAAGGAAAUGGCACUAAGUCCAACAUCACCAGCCUAUCCAAAUUGGAAAGUAUCACCACUGCCAUUGUACUUGGAUGUUUAUUUAUUUAAUUGGACAAAUCCAGAAGAUUUUUAUGUGGGUUCCAAACGAAAACCUAAAGUAGAACAAAUUGGACCGUACCGUUUUCGAGAAAAACCAGAUAAAGUCGACAUAGAAUGGCAUACGUCUAAUGUCUCUAUAUCUUUUCGUAAAAAAAGUUUAUUUUAUUUUGAUGCAAAUAGCAGCCGUGGAAGUUUGGAGGAUAAAAUUACCUCUGUCAAUACAGUAGCACAUACUGCAGCUCUACGCGCCAAAAAUGAAAAUAUAUUUCAAAAGUUACUUUUAAAAAAAGGUCUGCAAUUAUUUAAACAAGGUGUAUCUAUAACAAAAACAGCAGAAGAGUGGAUGUUUAAAGGCUUUAUCCAUCCACUUGUUAAUAUGGGUAAAAUUGCUUCACAAUUCAGUGAUGAUUUUAAAGUACCUUACGAUCGAAUUGGAUAUUUUUAUACUCGCAAUGAUAGUGCUUACUAUGACGGACAUUUCAAUAUGUUCACUGGUGCUGACGAUGUCCAUAAAAUGGGUCAAAUUCAUACAUGGAAUCAUAUGACACACAACGGUGUAUUUCCAGACCAAUGUGGGGAAGUAAAAGGCUCAAUGGGAGAAUUUUUUCCACCAAAUCUUACCACCAAUGACACCAUUUAUAUAUACUUGCCAGAUCUAUGUCGAGCCAUACCAUUAGAUUAUACUGAGACUGUUAAAAUACAUGGAGUAACAGCGUACAAAUUUAGUGGUGGCAGGAGAUCAAUAGACAACGGCACACUUUAUCCAGAGACUAAAUGUUUUUGUGUGAAUGGAAAAUGUGAAGCUUAUGGUGUGAUAAAUAUUGGUCCCUGCAAAUACAAUUCCUCAUCGUAUACAUCGUAUCCACAUUUUUAUCAAGCAGAUCCAAGCUUCUUAGAAGCAAUCGAUGGGCUUAAACCAGAUAAGGAAAAACAUGAAUUUUUUAUGACUCUUGAACCGAAUGGUGGAUUAGUUAUGGAUGUAGGCGGCGGUUUUCAGGGAAAUUAUUUAUUAGAACCAAUUGCAGGCAUUCCACCCUUUAAUAAUAUCGAACGUACUUUCAUGCCACUAAUGUGGGCUGAAGAACGCGUACGUGUUUCAGCUGAAAUUGCAAAAGACAUCGCUUUAGUGCCUUUCAUAGUGCUAUUAGGACAAAUACUAACUGGAAUGCUAUUCGCUGGUGGUAUAAUUCUAAUUUGUUGGUAUCCAACAAAAUGUAUAACACAUUUGUGUCAUGAUCCAAAGAAGAAAUCAAGUCUAUUAAACCCAUUAUCAUGUAAUAGAACAGUAACUUUAAUGACACAGCAAAGUAAAUCUAAUGGAACUUCAGUGCCUUUAUUGGACUAUAAAAAUGGCAAAUUUAUACAACCCAAUGGUAUCGUAAAAGAUAGUUUAUUAAACAACACCCUUAGUGUGCAGAACGAUGUGAUAAUUAGAUAAUAAUUAUAUAAAUUUAAUGUAAAAAUUUCUUAAUGUAUAUUGAUAUUUUUAGUUAUUUUGCAUAUAUUACCGCUUCAGUAAUGAGUGAUUAAGAAGUAUGAUUUCACUUAGAUAGAGUAUCUCUACGUAUACCGUAUUGAACGCCUUAUGGAAAGUACAAUUUAUGUACAAUUUUCGUUUAUAUAAUGUGCUGUGAAUUUUGUCUUUAACUAAAUUGAUUAGAAUCAUAAAUUAAAUUGGCACCUUGAUUUAUUAAAUUUAUUUGUCAAACUUAGCUUUAAAACAAUAUAGUAUAGUCUAUAUAUUAAAAAUAUAAUAUGGUAAAGCUAAAUUAUGCAUAUCGUAAAACAUAUGAAAUUUGUAAAUAU
This is a messenger RNA of Teleopsis dalmanni, 2238 nucleotides long. Its product is annotated as protein peste. Bases 230 to 1870 code for a protein of 546 amino acids. The transcript is spliced from 7 exons. Gene Ontology annotation, molecular function: scavenger receptor activity. NCBI's taxonomy places the organism in Eukaryota, Metazoa, Arthropoda, Insecta, Diptera, Diopsidae. Gene Ontology annotation, cellular component: membrane; cytoplasm. The record is from RefSeq and is a predicted model, not a curated record.